UUAAAACAUCGCCGGGGAACGGCGUCGAGCGGCGGCCGGAGGCCGCGGCGCGGCUCCCGCCGUCCACCUGCUGCGUAUUCCCUCUUUGGUCGGUCGCGAUCUGCUCGCGAGGCGCGUCUUUGUGGGCGAAUGUGCGUGAAUCACUCGGGGCCCGUCUACUUCCUGCAGGACGUGUCGGGGCUCAGGCGAGGCGCCGCCGCCAGCUUGUCUCUCCGCAGCGGCGGCGGCUCCCAGGCAGCACCGUGAUCGGCGGACGGUCGGUGGAGCGUGUGCGCGGCGGGAUGUGGCGGAAACGGCAGCGUCGUCGGUGACUGGCGCUGAAGCCUGGCGUGCUAGCGGGCGUUAGCUGCUGCGGCUAACAGCGCGCUCAGAAGGCUCCAGUGUUGCUGUUCCGGGUUGUUCAUCCAGGAGCCGUGGCCGCACCGCGCCCUCGGCGGGGGGGACACUGGCCAGAGCCGAGGUCGCUGGGUGUCGGGUCCGACUCCAGGGGCCGGGGCUCGCGAGCCUCCCUGCGACACGCAGCGCCCCGCACUGUCGCCCUCGUCCAGCCUCGGGUCACGAACGCGGCCCAGCUGCGGCUGACACCCGGCCACCCGGCGAGUGCGUGUGACGGCGAGACACGCAGCAGCUGCUGCUGCUGCGUCCGCGGCGGCACAGGACGCCAUCAAUCGUCCGUCGCUUUCAGCAUUUAGCCGGAGCCCGCGUGAGACGGGCGCCCAGCUGGACGCGUGCUCCGCGAUCCAAGUGCAGGAUUAACCCUUUCAGUCAGCAGCGCGCACCCAGGCCCGUGUCGUUACAGCGUGAAACCACUUGGAGCUCGGGCCGACGAGUCCGUGUUCGUCUGAAGGAGACGCCCGGCUGCGGUGCUGCAGAUGACGCUCCUCCACCUGCUGUUGGGCUCCUGAGUGAAGCGGCUCACCGGGCCUGACGGGCUCUUGACUCGGCACCGGCCAGGUCCACAAGUCUGAAUCCCGACUCCCGGUGUGAGCGCCCCCUAGAGGCCGCGUGUUUUCAUGUCCCUACGGAAACUGGCAGCGUUUCAAGCAUGGCCCAGAGCUGCCAGAGUUCGGUGAGGUUUGGCGAGUCCGGAGGCGUCGGGCGGCGGGUGUGGUCUGGGCCGCCGUCUUCACGCCGCCCUUCAGGUCUGACACGUGUCUGUGGCGGUGUGGGAGGAUGGCAGGAUGUUCUGAGCUCCUGCAGGGCGUUUCACCGGACCGACCCGUAAACUCGACCCGUGUUUGAUAAGCCGGUGACUCAGGGCCACGUGGCCUCGGCUGUUGCCUAACACGCCGUUCACCAGAUAAGGGCCGUGACCUCAGCAAGAUGGCCGCUCAGGCUUGCUGCGUUGCGAACGGCUCGAUGCUACGUUGCUGUCGCGGAGUCAGAAGGAGCCUGGAAGCGUCGUCCUGUGGUUCCAGCUGCUCUUCUCCUCACGUGGCUCCAUGGUGGCGGUUUGUUUGGGCGGAGCCUGUGGCGGCGUGUUGCCGUGGCCCAGCGCCACCCGGGUUCUAAACGUCGCACCACUUGUGUGAAGACCUGAAGUGAGCAGGAAACGUGUGUGUGUGUGUGUGAUGCUGCUCUCCUCCCAGGAGUAAAAGUUCCUCGCAACUUUCGCUUGUUGGAAGAGCUGGAGGAGGGUCAGAAGGGCGAGGGCGACGGCACCGUCAGCUGGGGCCUGGAGGACGACGAGGACAUGAGUCUCUCGCGGUGGACGGCCAUGAUCAUCGGGCCCACAAGAACCAACUAUGAGAACAGGAUAUACAGCCUGAAGCUGGAGUGUGGGCCCAAAUACCCCGAGAGCGCCCCCAUCGUUAGAUUUGUUACGAAAAUUAGCAUGAAUGGGAUAAAUAACUCCAACGGCAAGGUGGACUCUAAUAGCAUACCAGUGUUAGCAAAGUGGCAGAAUACGUAUAGCAUUAAAGUUGUUCUUCAAGAGAUCCGGCGUCUCAUGUUGGCCAAAGAAAAUAUGAAGCUUCCGCAGCCUCCAGAAGGACAGCAGUACAGCAAUUAAUCCUCCUGGAUGGUGGCGGCCCUCUGUCUUAAACCUACUAUUAGAAGCAACGUAAACAUCAAGAGGCUCACUUCACAUCCCAUUGAUAAAGUCGGGGAGGGAAAAUUGGACUUGGUUCUUCUACUUCUACUUCUCAUAGAUCAUUGACGAAACGUCCCUGCAGCUCCGCAGCACUGACUAGAUAGAGAUGCCAGACCACAGUUGUUCGCCUUGAAUAAAGUUAUUUGACAAUGACUUUUAUGUUGGACUUGGCCUGAGUUUGGAGAGGGGAGCGCCAGGCGGCGGCCGGGCCACCACCGGUGUCGGCGGCCCGCGGCGGCGCGUGCGUGCGCGUGGAGGCAUGUUGUGUUACUAAUACUAGUUCCAAAAGAAGCCACGUGUUUUUGAGUUUUAGUGCGAUUUAGCAGGCUCUUGGAUGAUCGUGCCGAUUGUUCCGAGUGCAGACGUGGCUGUAGUCUCAAAGUAGUGUCACCAGGUGAGAGGGUUUUUUUUUUUAUAAAUCUAUAUAAAUCUAUGUAUUUGACACAAUAUACCGAUAUGUUCUUCGACAUGUAACCGACAUGGACGCCUGUUGUCUUCCUGGCCUCUCGUGACGGUGGCAGGAACCUGUCUGAUUUUUCUCAAAUUAAAAUCACUGUCUGCGAAAAAAAAAACAAAAAAAAAUGGAAAUAAAAGUCCCAACGCUU
Molecule: messenger RNA, 2697 nt
Organism: Synchiropus splendidus (mandarinfish)
Lineage: Eukaryota; Metazoa; Chordata; Actinopteri; Syngnathiformes; Callionymidae
Gene: ube2v2
Product: ubiquitin-conjugating enzyme E2 variant 2
Exons: 3
Coding region: 1694-2011 (105 amino acids)
Biological process (GO): DNA damage tolerance; protein K63-linked ubiquitination
Cellular component (GO): nucleus
Source: RefSeq, a predicted model, not a curated record